UAUAAACAAAAAAACCCCUUUAGCUCCAUUAUAUUACAUCUCUCUCCCCAUCCUUUUCAGUUGGUUGAUGUCAAAAAUCACGUCUUUAUACGCGUUGUGCUCCAAGAUGUUGGUUUCUUUGCUGAGAAUCAACCCAAUGUAUAUACUUAAAGUCUUCUCAGAUGUCUUCUGAAUUUUCCCUCUGUGUCUGUGUGGUCACUUUCUAAUUUCCCUUAUAUAUGCAGUCAUUUUGAGUGGCUUAGUCUUUAAUCUGUUUUCAAGAGAAAAUUGAACAGGAGAGAAAAUGCAAGCUGGCCCUUUAAGUUCCUUGGAUGUCAUAACAGGCAGAGGAGAAAGGCUUGCAAGGAUGAGAGGAGGUGCAACAAUGCCCCUCAGAUCCUCCUCCUUGCCUCAACCUCUGUGAUAAAAACCAGUGAUCAGCAAUCAGAGCACAGUUCCCUGAUACUUGCAGAACAGGGUCCUUUUGGUCCACUCUGGCUCCCGUAAGCUGUUUGCAGCCUACUUCAGGAACACGUGCACAAAUGACUGCCACAUAGAUUGGGGAUGGUAGAUUGGCGGGCUGUAACUUGCUGAUAUGGAAUUGGCUAACAUAAACUGCAGUUUUUAGUCCAAGUCUUCCCUUUGAAGUUGCAAGCCUUCAACAGACUCCAGAGUUCCAAAGCUCAGCGGGGCAUCCAGCCCCUCCUUACCCAAUGAAGGACCACCCAGCCUGACUCCAGGUAGCUGCGGAGGGUGUUGAUUGGGAAAGUGUAUCGUGAUCCCACGGAAUCUUCUAUGAACUUCCCUGGAUAGCACGGCUGGGGAUGGAGUGGGACGCGUGCCUGUUCAAAACCGUUGAAAGCAAACAGUACUUUUUCUUAGCGGAUCUCUUCCUGUCUCAACGGCUCUGUCCACUCCUGUCCAAGUCUCUUCACACAAGCUGAGUUACUCUGCAAGACUCCUUCCACAGAGAGGUGUCAUGGGAUUCUGGAAGUUCCCCCCAUUCUUGGUCCUCGGCAUCCUGGUCUUGUACCAGGCAGGCAUGUAUCACGCAGCACCACUCAGGUCUGUCUCUGAUGGUCGUUUUGAUCCUGCUACCCUGGAUGAGGAGGAAUCACGCCUCCUACUGUCUGCGAUGGUGAACGACUACGAGCAGAUGAGGGCUCGGGAGUCGGAGAAGGCUCAGAAGACUGAGGGCUCCCGCAUGCAGAAGAGAGCCUGCAACACUGCCACCUGCAUGACCCAUCGCCUGGCAGGCUGGCUGAGCAGAUCUGGGAGUAUGGUGAGGAGCAACUUGUUGCCGACCAAGAUGGGUUUCAAGAUCUUCAGUGGGCCCCGCAGGAACUACUGGUUUUAAGCAGUGAAAUGAUUCUCAGAAUAAGGUCACCAGGAAGUUGAACUCUACUUUUAGUUUGCAUGAAGUCACCUUACAAAAAAAGAAAAUAGCAUGGAAAUACCCAUGUAUGCAUGCUUCUCGAUAUUGAAAACACUCUUCUUUCCCUUGAAAUAAACUAAAUGCAGAAUAAAAUAAUU
Odocoileus virginianus texanus is the source of this 1512-nucleotide messenger RNA. The record is from RefSeq and is a predicted model, not a curated record. NCBI's taxonomy places the organism in Eukaryota, Metazoa, Chordata, Mammalia, Artiodactyla, Cervidae.